Messenger RNA from Raphanus sativus (radish), 3351 nucleotides. Its product is annotated as probable LRR receptor-like serine/threonine-protein kinase At1g29720. The transcript has 25 exons. Gene Ontology annotation, biological process: protein phosphorylation. NCBI's taxonomy places the organism in Eukaryota, Viridiplantae, Streptophyta, Magnoliopsida, Brassicales, Brassicaceae. The record is from RefSeq and is a predicted model, not a curated record. Bases 148 to 3192 code for a protein of 1014 amino acids. Gene Ontology annotation, molecular function: protein binding; ATP binding; protein kinase activity.
AUUGUUCCAAAGUCAAUGUCUAAGGUAUAGCCACCAAAGACGACCAGACGAAAACUCUAAAUGAAAUAUUGUAUGUUGCUGAUGAUAAUAUUGUAAUCUGUGAAUAACAAAACAAGUGCACAUACAAAGAAUCGCCUUAUAUGAGAUAUGUUGAUCGUAUUCUCAGUUCUUCUCUUCUUUAUCAUCAUCACAAGCUUCUUAGCAAGUUCAACAUCUGCUUCACCAUCUCUCCAUUCAGAUGAGUUGAAUGCGCUAGAGAAGAUAGCUACUACUCUUGGAAUCAAGGGACUGGACCUAAGUUAUGGAGACCCUUGCAGUUUAGGAACCCUAAAGAUGAUGCAAGACGUUGAUGUUGAGACUGGAAACAGCACCAUUCGUUGUGAUUGUAGCUUCAACAACAGCAUGACAUGCCAUAUAACAAGCAUAGACCUCAAGACCCUUGGCCUUCCAGGAAAACUUCCACCAGAGUUUGCUGACCUUCCAUAUCUCCAAUCGAUAGACUUGUGCAGAAACUACCUUACGGGCACAAUCCCUAUGGAGUGGGCUUCGUUGCCAUAUCUCACUUCCAUCUCGCUCUGCGCAAAUAAUUUGUCCGGGCCUUUACCAACUGGGUUACAGAACUUCAAGAAUCUUACAGUCCUAGGGGUUGAAGCCAAUCAUUUCUCUGGUCCAAUUCCUGAGGAGCUUGGUAACUUGACCAACCUAAUACGACUGCAUCUUACCUCCAACCAAUUUACAGGAAGCUUGCCUAACUCUCUCGCUAGACUUGUGAACCUUGAGGAUUUGGUAAGUGACAAUAACUUCAAUGGUACCAUCCCAGCAUAUAUAGGCAACUGGUCUCGGCUUCAAAGGCUAGGUCUACUGGCAAGUGGACUGAAAGGUCCUAUUCCUGAUGCUGUCACUCGCCUAGAAAAUCUUAUUGAUAUGAGUAUUAGUGAUACAACUGGGAUCAACUCCUUUCCAAAUAUGUCCAGCAAAGCCAUCAGAAAACUGAUUUUGAGGAAUGUGAGCUUGUCUGGUCCAAUUCCUUCUUACAUAUGGAACUUGCCAGAGCUAAAGACUUUGGAUUUAUCGUUUAACAGCUUGACUGGUGAAGUUCGUGGGAUACAAAGUGCACCAAAAUACACCUAUUUGACUAGAAACAGACUUUCUGGAGACGCUGGAUCAGGUGUUUUUCUCAAUAGCCAAUCUAAUAUUGAUAUCUCGUACAAUAACUUCUCUUGGUCGUCUAGUUGUCAGGAAAAGAGUAACAUUAAUACAUACCAGAGCUCAUAUUUGAAGAACAACUUAACUGGGCUUCUUCCAUGUGCUGGUCCAAUCAACUGCACAAGCUAUCAGCGAACAUUACAUAUAAAUUGUGGUGGAGAAGACAUAGUCAUUAAAAACUCCUCUCAUAAAAUCGCCUACCAAGCUGAUGACAGUACUGUCUAUUCCGCAACAAAUCAACACUUCAAAACCUGGGGAAUUAGUAACACAGGUGUGUUUGCCGCGGAUGAACAUAGCGAGAAUGAUACGUACACCAUUUCAGCUAGUUCAAAGCUACCUAGAGAUUCUCCUAAUCUUUAUAAGACUGCACGUAGAUCUGCUCUCUCACUUGUUUAUUAUGCAUUUUGCUUGGAAAAUGGAUCCUACAAUGUGAAACUCCAUUUUAUGGAGAUUCAGUUUUCAGACGAAGAACCAUUCAGUCGCCUUGGCAGACGCAUAUUUGAUGUCUAUGUUCAGGGAGAAUUGUUCUUAAGAGAUUUUAACAUCAAAAAAGAGUCUAGAGGGACUAUGACGCCUGUUGUGAAAGAAAAAAAAGUUGUUAACGUAACCAAUCAUAUGUUAGAGAUUCAGCUGUAUUGGGCAGGGAAAGGGACAACCCUCAUACCCAGAAGAGGAAACUAUGGUCCUCUUAUCUCUGCAAUUUCCUUGUGUCACCACAGUAUGGAGCCACUAUGUGGAGCGGAAAAAAUAAAACAUCAAACUAAUUAUCCCCUAAUUUUUGGGACUAUAGCUGCCUUGGUAACAAUCAUUCUCUUGGCUUUGGGAAUAUAUGCUCGGAGAAGAUGCAUAAGAGACAAGAAUACAAGCGAACGAGAUCUAAGAGUCCAGGGCCUACCAACGGUUUGCUUUACCUGGAGGCAACUGCAAGCUGCAACAAACAAUUUUGAUCAAGCCAACAAACUUGGGGAAGGAGGUUUCGGAUCCGUAUUCAAAGGAGAGCUGUCAGAUGGAACUAUCAUAGCAGUCAAACAGCUUUCUUCCAAGUCACACCAAGGAAACCGCGAGUUUGUGAAUGAGAUAGGCAUGAUCUCUGGUCUGAAUCAUCCAAACCUCGUAAAGCUUUAUGGAUGUUGUGUCGAGAAGAAUCAAUUGAUGCUCGUCUAUGAGUACAUGGAAAAUAACUCCCUCUCUCAUAUGCUCCAUGGAAAGUGUUCCGUGUACCUGGACUGGAAAGCAAGACAAAAAAUAUGUGUUGGAAUUGCAAGAGGGCUUGAAUUCCUUCACGAGGGAUCAAUGAUCAGAAUGGUUCACCGUGACAUAAAGACCACAAAUGUACUUCUAGACGCUGACCUAAAUGCAAAGAUAUCUGACUUUGGAUUGGCUAGGCUAUAUGAAGAAGAACAUAGCCACAUUAGCACCAAGAUUGCAGGAACCAUCGGAUAUAUGGCUCCAGAAUAUGCACUAUGGGGUCAGUUGUCAGAGAAAGCAGACGUGUACAGCUUCGGGGUUGUGGCAAUGGAAAUUGUUAGUGGACAGAGUAAUAGUAAAUACAAGGGAAGUGAUGAUCAAGUCUCCCUUAUCAAUUGGGCAGUGAAGCUGCAACAGAAAGGGGACUUAACGGAGAUAGUAGAUCCAGUUCUACAAGGUGAUUACAACAGCAAUGAAGCGGUAAGGAUGAUCAAAGUUGCUAUUGUUUGCACAAACUCAUCUCCUUCCUUAAGACCAACCAUGUCAGAGGCUGUGCAAAUGCUGGAGGGAGAGGUAGAAAUAACACAGGUUAUUUCAGAUCGUGGUUUAUAUGGACAUAACUGGAGCAUCUCAAACCUCAGGGACAUUGAUACAGAUGGUAUCUUGAGCACAUCUGGUGUAACCGAUCAAACGGCAACGACAAUGAAAUCGUCAGUUACUGGUUGUGAUCUCUAUCCAUUAUACCCAGAAUCCAUGACCUUAAUCUCCACAGUGGAACGCUCUUCCUCGUCGCUGUAAAGCUGUGUGCGUUGCCUUGUGUCUUACGAGAGACAAAAGGCUUGUAAGUUGUCUUAUAUUAGUAAGAUGUCUGAAACCUUACAGUAGCUUAAUUUACAUGUAUAUGUGUAUGUACAUGAUUUUUGUGUUACAGCGAAGGGACCAGCGAAUCAUCUUGUA